Molecule: messenger RNA, 2891 nt
Organism: Vicia villosa (hairy vetch)
Lineage: Eukaryota; Viridiplantae; Streptophyta; Magnoliopsida; Fabales; Fabaceae
Product: putative pentatricopeptide repeat-containing protein At1g53330
Exons: 2
Coding region: 90-1463 (457 amino acids)
Molecular function (GO): protein binding
Source: RefSeq, a predicted model, not a curated record
UACACCUAAUGAGUCAUGGGUGAAGUCUCGCUCUUCCUUCUACAUAGACUUCAAAAACAGAGUGACAAUAGUUGAUCCUUCUUCCUCCAAUGGCCACUUCAAAACCGAUAUCCCCAUUCCGACUAUCCUCCCUCCUCCGCUCCCAAAAGAACCCAUCCCUCGCACUCCAUCUCUUCCUCAACCCCAAUCCUCAAAACCCCCCAUUCCACUACUCCCUCCUCUCCUACGACCUCAUCAUCACCAAACUCGGCCGCGCCAAAAUGCUCCCUCAAAUGGAACUCAUCCUCCAACAACUCCACAGCGACACUCGCCACCGCGUCCCCGAACCCCUCCUCUGCCACGUCAUCUCCUUCUACGCACGUGCCCGUCUCCCGUCACGUGCCAUUCAGACCUUCCUCUCCAUCCCCUCCUUCCGCUGCACCCCCACUCACAAGUCAUUCAACUCCCUCCUCGAUGCUCUCCUCACCUGCCGCCAAUUCCAUACAUUAACCCAAUUCUCUUCCCGUUUAACCCGAUUCGGCUCCCCAAAUGCCUGCACCUACAACAUCCUCAUCCGAUCCUCCUUCGUUCAAGGCCACGUAGACCGCGCCUUGGAACUGUUCGAUGAAAUGCGCAGCAAAGGCGUUGGUCCGAACAGCAUUACCUUUGGGACGUUAAUCCACGGGCUUUGCAAAAACACGCGUCUGCAUGAAGCAUUCCGAAUGAAAAAAUUGAUGCUUGAGGAGUUUAAGUUGAAGCCAUGUGUCUCUGUUUACACUAACUUGGUUAAAGGAGUUUGCGAGAUUGGGGAACUUGAUUGGGCGUUUAGGAUCAAGGAUGAGAUGAGUAGGAAGAACUUGAGAUUGGAUGCAGUUGUUUAUAACACUUUGAUCAAUGCACUUUUUAAGGCGGGGAGAAAGGAUGAUGCUUUAAGGGUUUUGGAAGAAAUGAAGGAGAGUGGUUGUCAUUGGAAUUCGGUUACUUGUAAUGUGAUGAUUGGAGAGUUUUGUAGAGAGAAGAAUUUCGAAGAAGCUUAUAGGGUUUUGGAUGGGGUGGAAGGUGUUAAGCCUGAUGUUUUUGGUUAUAAUAUGGUGAUUGGUUGGCUGUGUAGAGAAGGCAAAUGGAGUGAAGCAAAUGAUUUGUUUCAGGAUAUGCCGCGACGUAAGUGUGUACCCGAUGUUGUUACGUACCGCACACUGUUUGACGGGCUUUGCCGGGGGAGGCAGUUCCGGGAAGCUGCAUUUGUUUUGGAUGAGAUGUUGUUUAAAGGGUAUGUUCCCGUUUCAAAGAGUUUGAAUGAAUUUGUUGGUGCUUUGUGCAAGGAAGGGAACUUUGAGUUGUUGUCUACAGUUUUGAGUGGGUUGGCAACUAAAGGAGAUUUUUGCAAUGAGAGUAUAUGGAAUGUUGUGGUUUCCAUGGUUUGCAACCAGGAGAAGUUAGCGGUAGAACCAUAUGAAAUUUUUGAUGCCUUGUCGGUGCUAUGAACCGUAUUCUGCUUUUGCUUCAUCAUCGGUAGAUUUUGUUUAACCAUACGCACAAGUUAAGAUACCGUUCAUCUUCAUGUACAAAACAUGAUUCUUGAUUGUUUAAGCAUCAUGAUCCACUCUUAGGUCAUGGCUGGGGUAUACGAUAACACCAACUAAUCAUACCAUUAGCUUGACAAGUCUAGCUCACAUUAACACGUUCAAAGUUUAAAAUAUAACCGCUACAAAAAAUUUGGCCCUCAAAUGUCCAAGUUUGUCUUUUGGCUGCUGCCAUCUUGAAUGAUAGUUACAGUUAGCCAAUUCUAUUCAUUUGGCCGUCACAUGUCAAAGUUUAUCUUUUGGCUGUUACCAUCUAGAAUGAUAGUUAUGGUUACACAACUCUAUUCACUUGAUCAUCAUAUACACAAAUUUGCCUUUUGGCUGGUACCACAUUUUCAUAUCAAAUACCGAGAAGGUAAAAAGUAUUUUAUAUUGGUUCUUCAAAAUGAUUUAUGGAAUAGCUGCUGGUUAUCAAAAUUUUGUUAACAUGAGGAUAUGACCCAUGUUCAUGUUUUUUAAUUAUGAGUGAGUUGUAGCCAAAUUUGGUUUUGUAAAUGCAGUUAUCGUAGCUGCUGCAAAUGAAUAUUGCAUCAUCAGUGAUAUAGUCUUGGAUGUUAUCCAACAUUAAUUUGGUUGAUGAAUUUUCCGAGCUAUAUCUGCAAAUUUAUAGGCAAGAAUCUCAUACUGAUGUAAUAUGGGCCUACAGCAAGGUUGUUAUCAAGCUACAUUCUCACAGGCAAGAAUCAUAGUUUGUAAAUCAUGAUGGUCUGAUUCCAAGAGAAAACAAAGUUUUCUUACUUCUAUUUUAACCUUGGUUUGAGACUCAAAGUCAUGUUCAGAUAUAAAGCCUACUGAGUCCUUACAAAAUAUUUAUUUGUGGACGAAAGUCAAUUUAUACACUCAAAUUGCAGUUUGGGUGAAGCAAACGGAAAUCUAAAAAUGCAGACCUAGCAUAUUUUAGUUUCAACUACUAAAGUAUUUUGCGACUAUUUAGCUUCAAUUGCCAUUAGUCUGUUGUUGAGUGUUUGAUAAAAAAAGUUGAUGAUUUGUCAUCAUGUAAUACUUGGUGCAUUCUUCCUUUUCUUCGAAGUUGCAUGCAAGAGAAGGCGUUAAAACAGUUAUGGAUCAGGACUGUUUCGGAUUUCCCUUGGCAGAUUGAUGUUGAGGUAGAUGGUGUUGAGUUGAGGCCCAUUGGGCAACACUCUAAUAUCUGCACAGUAAUGUUCGAAGAUUGGAGCCAUUAAAACAGAAAUGAAUACAGUUACUUGAAUUAUGUAAUUUUGUUGCUGAAAUUUGUAAUAUUCCUUGAGAGAUAGAAUAGAACUCAACUGGCUGGGAUAUGAUAUUUUCAUUCUGUAUCCAUUUAGUUUAUCCUGAUACCUUUUAUUU